Cryptomeria japonica (Japanese cedar) is the source of this 689-nucleotide messenger RNA. RefSeq names its product late embryogenesis abundant protein 29. Lineage: Eukaryota; Viridiplantae; Streptophyta; Pinopsida; Cupressales; Cupressaceae. The record is from RefSeq and is a predicted model, not a curated record. The coding region runs from base 90 to 506 and encodes 138 amino acids. The transcript is spliced from 2 exons.
GCAUAAAAAGAAACCUCACAUUCUUCCACUGAACAAUUUGUAACAGAUCGUUCUCUCAAUUUGUUUGAAACAAAAACAAUAGUCUUAUCAUGGCGAAUUUUGUAGCAAAAAAUGCAGUUUUGGGCAUGUCAAAGUCAAGUGUGUAUCUGUGCCCCAAAGGAUCAGAGUUCCAAAGAAAUUCAUUGGCUUUCUUUACUACCAGUUUCACCAAGCUUGCAGAGAAUGCAAAGGAGGAAAUUAGUGAUGGCACUAGGAAUGUGACGGAUUCUGUUAAGGAAACUGCUGAGAGUGCCAAGGAAAAACUGAAGGAUACAGCAUAUCAGGGCAAAGAAAAAGUGAAGGAUACAGCCUAUGAAAGCAAGGAAAAGGUGAAGGAUGCAGCUCAGAAAAGUAAGGAGGUUGCCUCUGAUGCAGCUGAGAAAGCAAAAUCCAAAACACAGGAAAUUGGUGAAAAGGCAAGGUCUACUGCUGAUGAAUUCAGAAGACAAGCUAAAGAAAAUAUCUAGUGCAAUGGAGACAAUACUGUUGGGAAACUAUUCAACAGUUGAAUAAGAAGAUAUUUUUAUCAGAUCUGUCAUAGACUGAUAGUGCUGCAGUAGGAACCUUAUGCUAUUCUUUUUCUUGCUACAGUUUUUUGUAUUGUAUUAAUCCUUAUUGAAAAUAGAUGGUGGAUGUUUGUGUUCUGUAUA